CGUCGUCCAUUUUUAAAAACUACAGCUGUGCAGCCGUGUUUCAUUUUAUUCAUUACGUUUUACACAUCACGGAGACGAAUCCAAUUAUAAAUCCACACUGAUUUUGGUCUCUACUUUUAGGAGACCAAUAUAAUGGCUGAACAGGUGGUGGUACAGCCAGAAUCACUGCUCAAUCUCGAUGACUUAUUGCAAUGUCCAGUAUGUUAUGAAAUUCCUUCAGGCCAAAUAUUUCAAUGUAAUGAGGGACACCAUGUGUGUGGAAGAUGUAAAGCACGUCUUGAUGUCUGCCCAGUGUGUCGGGCUCUUUUCUUUGGCACACGAAACUAUGCUAUGGAAGAACUUAUUGCCAAUUUUAAGAAAUUAAAAGCAUUUAAAGUGGGUGGCAAACAAGGUACUGGUUCGGGAUCCUCAGAGAGCAGUACACCAGCUCGCGAUACAGUGUCAGCAGAAACUGAAAAUGAUGCAGGUGAAAAUAAUUCAAACGAAUCAAACCAAAUCACUUUGAGGGUGCCGCAAGCCUGCAAGGGUCUCUUUCGCUGCCUCUGUUGCAAAAAUGGAAACGCGGAGAAAUUGCCCGCUGCACGUUUACUUAACCACCUGCGUUAUUUUCAUUCUCCUGAUCUUAUUGAGGGUCAGUCUGAAUUUGGAGAAUAUGUACAAGCUUGGGAAUUCAGCACUGGACCGGGCAGAAUUGUGACUGCUGUACGUGUUUCAGAUAUGGGCAUCUAUUUUUUAGUCAUUGACAUAGACAUUAAUCGUAUUUAUGCUUGGUUGACCAUGGCCGCUUCACCGUCGGUGGCCAAUACAUUUUCGUACACACUUACCUUGUCUGGCAGUGACCGAGAAGCCAUAUUUACAGAUUGUGUGUUAUCCGUGAGAUCCUGUGAAGGUACUCUUAAGAAAAGAGGUCAUGCCUUAGUUGUUACCGGACUAAACGCCAUAGCAUUGACUUCAACCACUGCGCUGAACGCAAAAUUAUGUUUGCGUCGCACUCCUCCCGAACAGUUGGCGCAUCAGACCCAACCGCGAGCCGUCAUGAGAGUCGCGACCCGCGGCAACAACCGAGACAACAGCACCCAGGACAUCUCCCCACCUACUACCACUCACACUCGAGGAGACAACGUUAUACAGGACCUUUACAAUGAGACUGUCAACCUACGCACCCAAUUAGCUGCUCUUCAAGAACUCGGAAACGAAGAUGACAAUGAUUAUCCACUAGCUUUGGUACGAGCCUUUACAUCUAUUCGCAUGGCAAAUCGUAUCGCUGAAGAUUUGCGAGAUGAUAAUCGAACACGUAGCGAAGAAGACACAUCACCGUCUGUUGCAUCACCUGCGCCGCCCGCGCAGCCGAUGUCGCGCAAUGCUCGCAGGCGCAUGAGGCAACGGCUGAGGAUGGCCUUGAACGAUGACACGCCUGCGCCUGCGCCGCCCAGCGCGCAAGUGUCAUCGCGCUCCAAUCUACAGAAUGGACAUGUUCAAAUUGAUAUAGUUCCACAGACAUCGGCUCCUCACAUGCCACAAACGAACUUAUCAAACGGACCGUCCACUUCCGCAGCAAACGCUCAGAAUGAAAAUCAAACUCGUAACAAGAAAAAGCGUCGCCACCGCAGAUAAAUUUGACAAUUUGAUCAUUGAUUAACUUGUACGUUACAUAAAGUAAUGUUUGAAUUUUGCUCCCCGGACAUCUGAUCUUGCUCAUGCAAAAUCAUAUUUUUCAUGUAAAUAAUUAGCUAAGAUGUCUUCAUAUAGCGAUUUUAUUGGUUAGUCGCA
Papilio machaon (common yellow swallowtail) is the source of this 1770-nucleotide messenger RNA. RefSeq lists its product as uncharacterized. Bases 133 to 1614 code for a protein of 493 amino acids. Gene Ontology annotation, molecular function: ubiquitin protein ligase activity; ubiquitin conjugating enzyme binding. Gene Ontology annotation, cellular component: cytoplasm. The record is from RefSeq and is a predicted model, not a curated record. Lineage: Eukaryota; Metazoa; Arthropoda; Insecta; Lepidoptera; Papilionidae. Gene Ontology annotation, biological process: multicellular organism development; proteasome-mediated ubiquitin-dependent protein catabolic process. The transcript has 7 exons.